This is a messenger RNA of Microbotryum saponariae, 1995 nucleotides long. Lineage: Eukaryota; Fungi; Basidiomycota; Microbotryomycetes; Microbotryales; Microbotryaceae. The record is from the annotation of a GenBank genome assembly.
AUGGGUCCCAAGACCAACACCAACAACAAUACCAAUACUAAUACCAAGCCCAAGGCCACAACCAAGCCCAAGCCCGUUCCCAAGUCAUCGACGGGCCCGGUCGAUCAGAGCCGACGCAGUGCCCAGCCUCCUAACGCGAGGACUACACCGAGCCGGCUCAAGGUGGUCGUGCGACGGCUGCCUCCCGCUCUGCCUGAAGCUGUAUUUUGGUCCAGCGUCGCACCAUGGGUCACACUUCCACCACACUCGACGGCUCCCUCUGUGUCCACACAGCCAUCAAGCGAGGGAGUGAACAGCGUGGACUGGAUCCAGUUUCGCUCGGGCAAGGUGCGAGCCAGGUGAGUCCCAGCCAGGAUCAUCUGUCCCACGACUGGAGCUGUUGUUCGAGUUCCAAGUCAAGUAAAAACGAGGGCUUACUCUCGGAUACUCGCGCAAAGACACGAUAAAGAAGAUACGCAUUCAAGGGCAUACCUCUCCUUCAAGACUCCUGAAGCACUCGUCGCUUUCCAUCGUGCCUACGACGGUUGGAAUUUCAAAUCUAAAACAGGUGAGUCGACCUUGGCUCUUCCAAGGGGUGAUCCUCCACGUGCCCUGUAGACUGACUCGAUGGUAGCCGGUACGACGGGUAGGCCAGGUGACGCGUGCUGUCGUAGAAUUCGCCCCCUACCAGAACACCCCGUCCCGAUCCAACAAACGAGACCCGCGUCAGGGAACAAUCGAGCAAGGUUCGACAUCCCACGUCUGCCUCGGGACCUGAACACCAACAGCUGAGAUCGCAAGCUUAUCACUCCGUUUCAAUCUACUUCUCCCUAUCUCAGACCCGGAUUUCAUCGCGUUUCAGGACUCUUUGGCAAACCCCGACCUGCCACCGGUCGAGCUACCGGGUACGUGGAAGGACUUUCGAGUCCCCUACGCGUGUUGCAAUCUGACCCAUGUGGUGGCUAUCCGAUUCAACCACGGCUCCCACAGCUAAAUCUGCGCCCACAUCGACCCCUCUACUCGACCAUUUGAGAGCGCAAAAAGCUGCCGCUCGAGCGACCAGCAAGGGCAAGGGUACCGUUCCCGCCCAGGGUCCACCGCCGUCAAAGCCAUCGAAGCGAUCGAAGAAGGGUUCAGAAAAAGGGGGUAAGCCGGCUGUUGUGCCGGCCAAUGCGUCAGCAACGCAUUCAUCAGACAAGACGGCCCAGAGGAAGUCCGCGCGCAAGUCGGUGGCAACCGAACGAGGUGGAUCGAAGAGCAGUCUCCAAAGCGCUCGCGGACUGACGCAAAAGGGCAAAGCGAAGACAGCAGAAGCGGACAGCCAAGCCAUUGCGAAACGGUCGAGGCAAGAAGCACCGCCUACUAAGGCUGCCGAUGCCGCCGACCUCGUGCGACGGACUCUGCAGAUGGAGCAUCAAGCUAAGAACCAGAGCAGCGCCUCGGCUAAGCCUUCGCCCUCUCGGAAAAACGACACGCGGUCUCCCAAAGAACAGUCGACUCGGGCCGUACCACAAAUACUCAAGAAUCCAGAGCGCAAACCGGUUUCCCCCGUCUCAGCACCCGCGGUCGCACCAGCUUCAUCCUCGACCCCUCGGCCCUCGCCCGUGCCCUCUGUUGGGUCUCUUCCGCCGUCUGUCCAGGUUAGCUCUGGAUCAUCUUCGCGAGGUGCUCGAAAAGUUCGUGGAACCUCUCGAGCGGGCUCGCCGCGCACUCCGGCCGACACGACCCGUAGGCACCAGCGCGCCGCUCUCCGAGCAGACGCCCCGUCUCGGAAGUCGUCAAUCUCAGCCGGGGACGAGCUCAGUUGAAGCUCAGUCAGGCAAUGGUAGUGGACAAAGCUCAAGCCGGGGUGGAGGCGGCGGCCGGGGUCGAGGUCGAGGUCGAGUUCGAGGUGAAUCUGCAGGUGCAGGUGCAGCUCGUGGAGGGCGUCUACACGAAAAUGUGCCGCAGUCCGGGAAACCGGCGCAGAAUAGCCAAGCGGGAGCGAAGCCAGUCAUUGCCUCUACUACUACCUGA